AUGCGCAGCCGCCUGUGGCUGGGCCUGGCGUGGCUGCUGCUGGCGCGGGCGCCCGGCGGCGCGGGGACCCCCAGCGGGCCGCGGAGGCCGCGCAGCUAUCCGCACCUGGAGGGCGACGUGCGCUGGCGGCGCCUCUUCUCCUCCACCCACUUCUUCCUGCGAGUGGAUCCCGGUGGCCGAGUGCAGGGCACCCCCUGGCGCCACAGCCCCGACAGCGUCUUGGAGAUUCGCUCCGUCCGCGUGGGCGUCGUGGUCAUCAAGGCCGUCUACGCAGGCUUCUACGUGGCCAUGAACCGCCGAGGCCAGCUCUACGGGUCGCGGGUCUACACCGGCGACUGCGGGUUCCAGGAACGCAUCGAGGAGAAUGGCUACAACACGUACGCGGCCCUGCGCUGGCACCACCGCGGCCGGCCCAUGUUCCUGGCGCUGGACCGGCGCGGGGCCCCCCGGCGAGGCUCCCGGACACGACGCCACCACCUGUCCACCCACUUUUUGCCGGUGCUGGUGUCUUGAGGCCGGUGUCCAGGAGGCCGCCAGAGGCCCGUUGACCGACUGGGGAAUAGAGGGCUGGCCGGAGACUCCGGGUGUCGCCUGAGCUGGGCAGAGAGCACUCCAUAAGCGCAAAAUGAGUGCUUGCUGUAUACUGGGCACUGGGGCUGAGCCCCCAGGAGCCCCAGUCUGAGAGGAGUGGGGGUGAGGAAGGGCCCUGCAAGGCCGCUGGGCAGCGGGGCAGCUGCUGGGGGGAGGUGACCUGGGUGAGGAGGGGCACUUGGGCUGGGCACAGCCAGGCACAGCUCUGGUGUGGGGACACACAGCAUUUGAAAAGGGCAGUGAGGAGGGGGGAGGCUGGGUAGAGUGUGUGGGUGUGGCGGGCUGCAGAUGAGACUGGAAAAGCGGCCACAGGCAAAACAGGCAGGGCCAGGGCCAACAGAGGGACAAACUAUGUGGGUGGCAGGAUAACGCCCCCCAAAGAUGUCCCUGUCCUGAUCCCCAGGACCUGUGACUAUAGUACCUGACAUGGCUAAGGGAAUUUAGCAGGUAGAUUAAGUGAAGGGUCCUGGAUCACACGGGUGGCCCAUGUGCUCACAGGGUCCUCAUCUGAGGGGGGCAGGAGGGUCAGAGUCAGAGGAGGAGAUGUGAGGAUGGAAAUAGAGAGACUGGAAGAUGUUCUCUGCUGGCUCUGAAGGCACAGGAAGGGGCCACAGGCCAAGGAACGCAGGGGAUCUAUAAGCUGGAAAAGGCGGGAGAUAAUUCUCCCCUAGGGCCUUCGGAAGGAACUAGCUGACACCCAGAUUUCAGCUCCCUGAGACCCAUUCUGGACUUCUGACCGCAGGACUGUUAGGUCAUAAGAUCGGUUGUAAUUUGUUAUAGCAAUGCUAGAUUUUAUGUAUAUGUGUAUGUGUGUGUUUGUAUGCUUUAGGUCUGAAAUCCUUUCACUAAUAAAAACAAUCCCCGGUCCAUUUGCUGUCCUGGGCCAUGGGGGAGAGGCUGACCAGGAGUGGCUGCUUGUGGGUGCCUGGCAAGUAGGGCUGUAUGUCGACACCUCUGGGGAUGAAGGGGUGAUGUCUCCUAACCUGUGGGUGGGGUGCCCUGCACCUGCCCACACCCAUCUCCAAGGGUCCCCUCAGUCCAGUGUCUGACUCGCCCCGGGCGGAGCCCUGAGGCUGUGGGACAGGCAUGCCACUGCUCUGGGCCUGUUUCCCCUCCUGUAAAACGGGGACAGUGGUGCCCUUCACCCCAUAGGGUCCUGCAGAGGCUGUGAUGAGGACCUCCAGCUAAGGCCAGACAUUUGGCUUGGUGAGGGUUGGGGUGGGAGGUGAUGGCUUCUCCCCUCCCAGGGCCGCCUUCCACUUGAAACACAGAUAACAGCAGGGGGCAGGAGAGGUGGGCUGGCAGCGUCCACCACUGGACGCUAAGGGCCCCUGCAGAGACUGGACACUCGCCACCAUGAAGGCCUGUGGCUCUCACCCAGGCAAUUUCCCCCACAGGGGACACUGGGCAAUGUCUGGGAACAUUGUGGUUGUCACAACUUGUGGGGGGGUCGCUACUGGCAUUUAUUGGGUCCAUCCCAGAGAAUGGCCUGGUCUGCAUGUCAGCAGUGCUGAUGAGGGAGACCCUGCGUUCAUUAUCUGGGAAAAAACCUGAGUUUGAUCCCUGCUCAGUGUACACCAGAGUAAACUCCGGACGGGUCAGACGGUGUAAACCAGAGGAAGUGUGUGGAUUUAAAUGUGGGCAGUGUCCUAGGACGUCAGUCAGUCAGAUGGUUAUGGGAUGCAGAGUCUCUUGGGGGUCAGUGGAAUCUCCUAACGCAGGGGUUCUGACCUGGGGUGAUUCUGCCCCCAGCAGAGACUUGGUGAUGUCUGGGGACAUUUGUGGUUGUCAUGACUGAGGGGGAGUGUUACUGGCAUCAAGUGGGUGGAGGCCAGGGAUGCUGCUCAACACCUUACAGUGCACAGGACGCCCCACCCAGAGAAGGAUCCGGGCCCCAUGUCAGCAGUGCUGAGGUGGAGUGAGCCUGCCCUGGGGAGACCCACCGAUUGCACCCACCUUGCUCCUUCCCUGGCUGCAGCACCGCUAGGGGCUGUUAGAGGCUAAGAUAAAGAAACAGUGAGAACAUCAGGUGCUGGAGAGGACACGGGGACCAGACCACUCACGCUUGGCCAGGGGAGGGGGUGCAAAAGGGUGCGGCACUUUGGAAACGUAGGGCAGCUUCUUGUGCACUCGCCAGCAGCCUGGCAGUUGCCCAGGCAUUGUCCCAGAGAAGGGAAGCUCACGGUGGUCCUGGACCCAGGACAGGCAGUCACACCACGGGACACAGGCCGGCAGCCAGAGGCCCCAGCGUCAACACCGCAGCCACCUGGAUCCGUCAUCAGCUGUUCAGAGUGAAAACACCGACUCCAAAGGGUCACACGCUGUGAGGUUCCAUUUACAGAACUUUCCGGAAAUGACAAAAACCAUAGGGACAAGGACAGUGGGGACAGAAGAGGGGUGUGGCCAUCAAGAGGCCCCAGGAGAGACCUGUUGUCAUAAACGUACAGCUGUCAACACUGGCGAGAUAUGGGGCAGGGGGGGACUGGACCCCUGGUUUUCUUACAGCCCUGUGUGAAUAAAAGGUUUGAACAAUUGGAAAGUGGCGCCUGGCCCUGGGGAGGGCUGCAGGGGUGGGAACAGCAUCUGAGUUCUGGACCCAGGAGUCCGACACGGGUCUCACAGGCUGGAAUCAAGGUGUUAGCGGGGUGGUUCCUUCCAGAGGCUCCGGGGGAGAACUGUCUCCUGCCUUCUGCAGCUUCUGGAGGCCCCA
Messenger RNA from Loxodonta africana (African savanna elephant), 3301 nucleotides. It is a transcript of the gene FGF22, whose product is annotated as fibroblast growth factor 22. The transcript has 3 exons. Gene Ontology annotation, biological process: regulation of cell migration; animal organ morphogenesis; positive regulation of protein phosphorylation. Bases 1 to 513 code for a protein of 170 amino acids. Gene Ontology annotation, molecular function: growth factor activity; fibroblast growth factor receptor binding. NCBI's taxonomy places the organism in Eukaryota, Metazoa, Chordata, Mammalia, Proboscidea, Elephantidae. Gene Ontology annotation, cellular component: cytoplasm. The record is from RefSeq and is a predicted model, not a curated record.